This is a messenger RNA of Sclerotinia sclerotiorum 1980 UF-70, 396 nucleotides long. RefSeq lists its product as hypothetical. The record is from RefSeq and is a predicted model, not a curated record. Bases 1 to 396 code for a protein of 131 amino acids. The transcript has a single exon. NCBI's taxonomy places the organism in Eukaryota, Fungi, Ascomycota, Leotiomycetes, Helotiales, Sclerotiniaceae.
AUGGCAAACUCAACUCAUGACGCUUCUCCUAGUGUGAAGACACCCGAACAAUUCACGCGAGAAGCCAAAACCUUUUAUACCGACUUAGCGGCGAGCAGUUACAGCGGACCUAUGGAAUAUGUAGAAAAGUGGUUGGGGCCAGGUAAAACUACAUAUGGAAGUGAUUUUCCAUUCAAUAGAGAGAAAAAUACAGCGAGAGAGUUAAGCUUCUUACAUAGCUGGAUAUAUAAGAAUGGUGAAGAAGGAAAGGCUGUGAUGAGACAAACGGCACUAGAUCUAUUCCCACGGUUGAAAGCUCAGAUUGAGACAGCUCGAGAUACUGAUAAGGUACUACUGAUGGAAAAUGCCAGUACUAGUAGUGGUGAAAGUGAUAUGAGUGGAGAGCAGAUUGUUUGA